AUGGAGACCGCAUAUCAAAGUGACCUUCCUCUUCCGCCCGAGAUCGUCACCCUGAUAUGUUCGACUCUCCCGAAACCCGACCUGCUUCGCUUGAGAUUGGUUACUCAUAGAUUGCAUGAUGCAGCGACUCCGUUCGCUUUCAGGACGUUUUACCUUCGAGCUUAUGGAACCGCGGCAACGAAUUUCAGUUCCAUUGCAACAUCAGCUCGUCUAAGGAACUACGUUAAGGAAGUAACCAUUGACACGAAUAUUGGCCAAGAUUAUGAAUACGCCUCCAACGAGUCCUAUGAAUUUCCCAUUGGCUUCUUCAACGCCAUUCCUUCCCUGCGCUACUUCUACAAGCUCACUAAGCUACAUUUGAGGUCCAGCAAAUAUUGCGGGAAUAACAAAAGAGAAUUUGAAUGGGCGUGGAUCGAGGAAGACUGGCCAUUUCGGUGGAGAAUCCUUGAUACUAUUUCUCACUGCAUGGUUCUAGCUCUUGGGCAAUAUGUCUUUACUGAUAAGCGACAAACAGACUGGAUUGCAACUAUCGGAGAAAGCAAUGCAAGUGGUGCUCUACAAGAGCUCUAUCUGGAUGACUGCCCUAUCUUAUUCAAAGCCCGUCAACACAGCCCCCUGACCAGUGACGGAUACCCCGAUCCGCGCGCUGUCAUGAAGGAUAAUUAUGCUACUGCUGUAACCAAAGAGUAUGACAUCAAAUGGCACAAUGUCCUUGAAACCUGGAGAGGACGUAUGAAAAGGCCUCAAGAAGUUCAUCAUGGGCCAUGGCGAUUGAUCGUCCCAAUGGCCGAGUGCCAAAGCAUUGAUAGAAUACGAAGGCGUGGAGGUCAGCAAUACCAAGGAGCCAGUAUUGGCUCGGAGAUACCUCAUGGUGCGGGAUUGCUACAACGAAGGACAGCACGAAUGCAGUAUCUUAAGUAUGAUAUCGGCAUGUGCUGGUCAUGGGAUAAUCCAUAUCCGACCUGGGGAAGAAGUCGACCAGACGACGGUUGGGCACCAGAAAAGGAGACGGUCGGAUUGGGUGAUGCGGCGUACGAGCUACUCAUGGCAACUAUUCGGGACAGGACUUAA
This is a messenger RNA of Fusarium fujikuroi IMI 58289, 1071 nucleotides long. RefSeq lists its product as uncharacterized. The record is from RefSeq and is a predicted model, not a curated record. Gene Ontology annotation, molecular function: protein binding. Lineage: Eukaryota; Fungi; Ascomycota; Sordariomycetes; Hypocreales; Nectriaceae. Bases 1 to 1071 code for a protein of 356 amino acids. The transcript is spliced from 3 exons.